Molecule: messenger RNA, 525 nt
Organism: Penicillium bovifimosum
Lineage: Eukaryota; Fungi; Ascomycota; Eurotiomycetes; Eurotiales; Aspergillaceae
Exons: 2
Coding region: 1-525 (174 amino acids)
Source: RefSeq, a predicted model, not a curated record
AUGGCACCUCCACUUGAUUAUGAGCCCAGCAUAGCUCCAGCUGCAUUUGCGGCAGGCUGGCGUCAGAAGUUCAGGUCACAACCACAGCGGGUUCCCUCCACCUACAGUCUUCCCAAUGAUGAUUGUCCUUUCGAAUACGUGGACCAACCGCUGAAUACUGAAGCCAAUGAUGUGACGGGGAAUGAGGUUGACCGUCAACGUAUUGAAAGCGACAACUUGACAGCGGACUCUUCAAGCUUGGCUUUGCCCGACUUAGAUAACCUGCGGCAACAUUCUCCCGAGGUAAUCAUGGCACUGGGGGGCACGUUUAUCAGACAGGCGAUGGACGAGCAGAUCAGGCAGCAAGAUGUUUGGAACGACGGCAUACAACGGCAGAUGGAGGCCAUUGUUGAACACUACCGGAAAAUAGAUGCCCUGGAAGCGCAGGUGGCGGCUCUGCAAGCAAAGCUGGAUGUUCUAUGCGGUGACAAGGAAGCGGCUAAUGCAGGGCGCAGAUCGGGUGGCCGCAGACGCCAGGCACCAUGA